AAAACCCACAGCUUUGCCUUCCAAGAUGUUGAACCUCAACUCGCCAGAUGAUAACAGCAACAGGAACUCUCUCCAGGACCCAGUGUCACUGAAUGUCGGUGGAGAAAUUUACACGACAACCUUAGACACUCUAACGCGCUGCCGUGACUCGAUGCUAGGUGCCAUGUUCACCGGACAAAUCCCCGUGCUCAGGGAUAACCAGGGAAACGUUUUCAUAGACCGUGAUGGUAAAGUGUUCAGGUACAUUCUGAACUACCUGCGCUCCAGCUCCCUGGACUUGCCUGAAGGCUUUUCUGAGCUCGCCCUGCUGCGGAGAGAGGCAGAUUUCUUCCAGAUACACCCCCUGCUGGAGGAGAUCCAUCGCUGCGAGGCGGCAGUACCACUCAGCUGUAGAGGAGGGCCACUCGGAGCCAUGCUUAUCCUAAACGUUGACUCCAAGGUCCGCGUCCUCCACUUUAACUUGCGGCAUGGGCCAGAAAACUACGAGCUCCGUACAUGCUCCGUACGAGCCUUCACAGUCGACCUCUUUUGUACUUGGAGAGCCUUCCUGGCUCUGCUCUGUGAGCGCUUCUCCUACAGGUCAUCCCAGGGUCACAGUAGCCCUCAUCCAUGCAACUCCAGGCAGAACAGGCUCAAGUUGGAAUGGGUGCCAAGACCUGAUGAACUCCCGCAGGACCAAUACGACAAGCAGCGCUACAGAGGACUGACUGUCUUUAACGCUGACGUCACGCAGUCAGAUGACAUCAUGAAUGUGCACCAAAACCAAUGUGAAAUCACCGACAUGCAGGGUUUUGUGGAAGAGCUGCUGAAGGUGUCUCUGGCUGAAGGAUUCAAGGUUGAUCUGGUGACUCCGGACCCAGCUGAAAUCCUUAACUGCACCUCACUUCGGCUCGUCAAGUGCUGAACUUACUGAAAGCACCAGAACACACAGUAAAACUACUGAUGUUUGUCUCUAGCCACAACUGUAACCCAUCACCCCUAGGACUUAAACUGUUUAAACAAAUCUUCUAUGAGUUAGAGUUCAGGUUAACUUUGUAAUAUGGACAUCACAGGGAUACAGGUCAUUAAAAGGCUUUUUUCUUGGGACCCAUGUGUGUUUUCUUAGUAAAAAUAAUACAUUGUCUUAGAUAAUAGAUGAUUUUGACUGACCCCUCACACUGUGAAAAUAUUAUGGUAUAUGUAACAUUGAAUGUAACC
Molecule: messenger RNA, 1197 nt
Organism: Scomber japonicus (chub mackerel)
Lineage: Eukaryota; Metazoa; Chordata; Actinopteri; Scombriformes; Scombridae
Product: BTB/POZ domain-containing protein KCTD21-like
Exons: 2
Coding region: 26-904 (292 amino acids)
Biological process (GO): protein homooligomerization
Molecular function (GO): protein binding
Source: RefSeq, a predicted model, not a curated record